Molecule: messenger RNA, 1170 nt
Organism: Dibothriocephalus latus
Lineage: Eukaryota; Metazoa; Platyhelminthes; Cestoda; Diphyllobothriidea; Diphyllobothriidae
Source: the annotation of a GenBank genome assembly
AUGGCCGAACUCCGCAGCGUCAGAAAUCAGUCUCCACCCACAACCUCCAAGAAUUGGUGCUAUGAUGCGGAGUCUUCCCUGACGUGUCUGGCGGUAAGCCGGAAGCAGCCUAUGGUGGCUAUCGCUGGACGCAACCUUAUCCAAAUUCUUAAGGUUGGCGAGGAGGGGUUCGUAUCGUUACACAGACUAAAGCAUCCCUACCAACACUUGGCUAACACUGUGGCCAACUCAUCGGACAAGCUUGCAACUUCCUCAACUGGUGGUGACCUGCGAAUAUGGGACAUCAGCCGUGGCAUGACGCAGAAUGCGAUGCUCUUUGUGCUCUUCCAGGGUUCGAAAAACCUGAUUCAGGCCAUGAGGUAUCUCUUGGACAUUAGGGAUCAGGCGCAGGUGUGCACUAAGACAUUUCAUCAGCGCACCGCCUCCGCCUCGCCGGUUCGUGACGUGGUUUUCUGCCCUAAGAAAUCAGUACUACUAGCAGCGGCACAAGAGAACGGUAUUGUGAACCUUUGGGAUACACGGCGAGAGGAUCGCCCAUAUCGCUCUUUCCAAGGUCAUUCCUGCUCCAUUUUAAGCAUCGACUGGCACCCAGCAUGGGAUGAAGCUAAUCGAAACUGGUUGGCUACGGCUGGGUGCCGAGACCACCUAAUUAAAGUGUGGGAUUUCAAUAUGCCUCCGCACUCCUCGGUACCCUUCUCAACAUCGCACAAUACCCCUGCCGUCAUCUACUUCACUCGAACCAACAACGUUGGUCAAGUUCGUUGGCGCGUAGGUGCAAACACUCAGUUGAUUUCCAGUUGCAGUCUCACCAUUGACUUGAGUAUCCACCUCUGGGAGCUGGAAAGACCCUUCAUCCCAUUCGUUUCUUUCGAGGGUCACACUGAUUUGGUUACUUCCCUCGGUUGGAGCUUGGAUCCAGAAUUUUUCUUCUCCACUGCCCGCGACGGCAUUCUCAUUCGACACGCCUAUUCUGACGGUAUUCAGCCUGUACGUCAGGCCAAUCCAGUCGCCCUGGCCGUUAGCUGCCAUGGCCAGCUUGCCCACGCUGUUGGUUAUGAUCAGUUCAACGGUCUCCUCAAGUCUACCUCUUCAGCUUCCCGCUCAUUCAAUGCGCGUCUCCCUAGUGACCAACAGCGAAUUCAGUUACGUGCGCGAAAGUUAAGUGAGUAG